Molecule: messenger RNA, 3054 nt
Organism: Purpureocillium takamizusanense
Lineage: Eukaryota; Fungi; Ascomycota; Sordariomycetes; Hypocreales; Ophiocordycipitaceae
Product: Glutathione transferase
Exons: 7
Coding region: 421-1914 (497 amino acids)
Cellular component (GO): cytoplasm
Source: RefSeq, a predicted model, not a curated record
GCCCCACCCAAUGGCUUGACGAUGGACGACGCCCCGUUGCUCCUCACCCAUCAUCCGUAAAAGCAGCACCGAAAAAAAGACGACGAGCCUGACCCCCCCCCCCUUUCUUGUGUGUAAGUCAGCGACGAGGGGAGGGGAGUCGAGAAACGCGAGCAGGCAAAGAAAGGGUAGUCGGCAGACGGAGCGACCACGGGCGACGUGCUGGACCGGGAGCUGGAAGGGACUCGCCCAGCCCGCUGCAUCGCCAACGAGGAGCAGGAGCACCGCCGCUGCCCGAGGUUCUGAACGCCAUCCCGGCGAGCGUCGAGGACGGACUCGAGCCGGAGCUACUACGUAACCUACCCCCCCCAGGGGCUGGCACGAGGCGGAAGAGGCCCGUGGCAACUUCACAAGGAUCGACGGCGGCGGCCCGACGACGCGAUGGCCGCCUACGCCGGCGAGGGCCACCACUUCCGCUUGGACCUCGGGGUCGGGCCGCCAGGAGGCGCGGGCCUCGACGGCUACAACCCGCAUCCCCGACCUCCUCCUCCUCACCACCACCACCACCACGGACACGCUCUCGACGCGGGGCCCACGGCGGCGGCGGCGGGCCUCGACGGCACGUACCCGUUGCAGCAUGGCGCCCCUGCGGCACUUGCUGCUCCCGCGGGGAGGCGCCGGCGGCGGCAGCGACAGGCGGGGGACGGCGACGGUGGCGGAGGGAGCAACAGCACCGGCGGCCAGUUUGGCAUUCUCGCGCCCACGACGAUGCCCGGCGCCGGCUCCGUCUCCGUCAGUGCUGUUCCGCUAUCCGACGCGCAUCAGGGCCGGCCGGUUGGGACCCCCUCGACGGCAGGCCUCGGUCGGGACACGGGCGAGAGGACGGUCGGGAAGCUGAGCGGCCGCAUCGUCCUUGAUCCGCCGGACCUGCAGGCGUGGCGGGAGAAGCUGUUCAACGUCAGCGACACCCUUGUCUUGACCGAUGAGCAAUUCGAGGUGUACUUCCCGCACGUGGACAACAUCUACUCACACCGCUCGACGCAACGGUACAAGCGAAAGCCCUUCAUCUCGCACUACUAUGACUGCCGGAUGAAGGGACGGCCGCCGGGGACGCCCAAGUCGGAGGACCCGAACAAGAAGAAGCGCAAGCGCGUGGCCCGCGAGCGCGACCUGUGCGACGUCAAGAUCCGCAUCACCGAGUACUUUCCCGGCGCGUUCCUCGACCGCGACACCGCCGUCGCCGCUGCGGCUGCCGUGGCCACCGGCACAGCCGCCACGCUCACCGCGGGCGCGGGCGCGGGCGCGGCGGCGGGUGCGGCGACGGUGGCGCUGGUGGUGCCCGAGGGCCAGCGCUUUUGGGCGAUCCAGCGCGUCAAUGGCAACGGCGGCAACGGCAAGGGGGAUGGGAUCGCUGGUCCGCACAGGCAUACGCUGCAGCGCAGCGAUGAGAUUAAGCGGAACAGCGUGCAGCGGUGGCUUGCCGACAGGGACAAGGAGGUCAAGAAGAUACAGAAGCAGAUCCCGCGCAAGGCCACCGGUGCGGCCCUGGCGACGACAAAGAAGCACUCCAAGGAGAGCGACCUGAAGCUAUAUGCUGCGUGCUACUGCCCAUUUUCGCAGCGGGUGUGGAUCGCACUCGAGGCAAAGGGCCUGGCCUACCAGUACUGCGAGACGGAUCCUCAUCGCGGCCGACCAGCGCCUACGGCAAUCCUCGAGGCAAACCCUCGAGGGCUCGUCCCUGCUAUUCGCCAGGGCGAAUGGGCAUGCGCCGAGAGUACCGUGAUUCUCGAAUAUCUCGAGGACAUAUAUCAUGGGAGCCGGGCACCACUGUUCCCGUCCGAUCCGCGCCUCAAGGCGAAUUGUCGCCUCUGGAUUGAUCAUGUAUGUCUUCAAAGGGGGUUCACACAGCGUCUUUGGGGCCGCCAGAAGCGUUAACGUCUGGGGGGCAGAUCAACUCCCGCGUGGUCCCAUCCUUCUUCGCCGUGCUACAGGCCGCCGACCUGGCGCAGCAGAGCGCCGCGACGGAGCAGCUGCAGGGCCACAUUACGAGCCUCGUCCUCGCUGCCGACGAGCACGGCCCGUACUUUCUCGGCUCCUCUCUGAGCCUAGUCGACGUGCACUUUGCCCCGUUUGCGCUCCGUCUCUCGCGCGUGCUUGGGCCGCUUCGAGGGUGGGCUGGCCCAGUGCCCGGCACUCGUUGGCAGAGGUGGCUCGACGCGCUCGAGGGCGACCCGCACGUCGCGGCCACGACCAGCCUGGACGACAUGUAUGCCGAGACGGCACAAAUACUCGUACAGCCUCCGGCGUCCUUGUCGGCAUGAGACUUGGCGAGGCACUGGUGCGCAUAUGGCGAUGCCGGCCUGAGGAUAGGCAGCAGUGGGCUCUGCUGCCCGUUGCGCGGGCUCAUCAGCAGGCGGGUGGCUGUUUCGAGAGCGGGAGGGAAACACUGAAAGAGCACUCGCAAGAGCGCCGCCUGCCAGGGGGUUGGGUCUAGUGGUCAACAAACCGCUGGCAACACACAAUGAUGGCUGCCACUACGACUGUUCUGGGGCGAGGGGCGUGUGUGUCGCUGUUUCAGGUCUCAGCACGCGACGGUUCCCACACGCCCGGGCAUUUGAUUUGCGGUUGGUGCGUCGGGGCAGGCAAAAGCGACCGAGACAGGCGGUGCUGUUUGCUGCAGCUGGGCAGAUGCGCCAUUAGACUUGCCUGUCGAGGCAGCGACGCGAAGGGCGGGCGUCGGGAUGCGCCGCCACGCCUUUUCUCCAUAACGCCAAUAGCUAAACACGGUUUGUUCUUUGGGGAGAGGUGGUGCCUCGUGUCGUCGGGGAACUAUGAUUAUGAUGCACUAAUGCGUAGUUACCGCCAUUCCCAGCGAUGUUGGGGCUGCUGCGGGCGCCGGUUGCAACUUGUUGCUGUCCACCUAUCCCUUUGACAGUGGUAAGGCCGCACCUGGGUUCCGCGCUCCACCUUCCCCUAAGUACUCGACGGUUACUUAGAUCUUCGUGCUGUUUGGGUGGCAAUAGAUGUAACAAUAGAGUGCUGAGACAGAUCGGUAGUGCUUCUUCGACCUCCAGC